ACUGCAAAAGGAAAACCAUCGAGAAAUGUGCUGGCAGGAAGGAACUUUCUCGGCAACUUUACGGCUCAUGCCAAUGCCCCCAUCUCCUCAUCUCUAUAAAACCAGCUUUUCCAACACCUCAUCAAUUUAUAAACCACCAAACACUCUCCUCUCUUAUUAAACCACCAAACACUCUCCUCUCUUAUUCUGAUAUAAUCUCUAUCUCUUAAGAAAGUAGAAAAUGGCGAGCAGCAGGACUUCCACACCAUUACUUUCAUUACUUCUUUGCCUUGUGCUCCUGUGUGAGGUGGGAAUGCUGAUGGCUCAACUUUCUGUAGCACAAGCCCCAGGCCCCCAGGUUCCAGACGCAUGCCCGAACAAGUGUGCAAAGCGGUGCAGCCUUUCAUGGAAGCCAAAGAUGUGCAAUAAAACAUGCAUAGCCUGCUGCCACAGGUGCCCCGAUCACUGUGUGCCUGAUGGUCCUAGAGCUAGCCGAGAUUCCUGCCAUUGCUACUCACAGAUCAAGACCCAUAAUAAGUUCAAGUGCCCUUAGAUUUUACAUUACAUCCUCUUCUUUUUUUCUCUUCUUUUAUUUUUUCCAGAGUGGGAGAGUUUGGAAACUAAAAUAAAAGGAAUAAUAAAAUGACGUUACUGUUUCUGUGGUGGUUUCAAUUACCAUUUGUAGCCAAUUUAUUGACUCACUCGGUGUUGGAACUUGUAUUUUUUUUUUCUAAUUAUAUUUUGAAUAUUCAAUAUUAAUUACGUACAAGUAUUGAAUUCACAAUACAACAA
Messenger RNA from Gossypium arboreum, 771 nucleotides. RefSeq names its product snakin-2-like. Bases 221 to 532 code for a protein of 103 amino acids. The record is from RefSeq and is a predicted model, not a curated record. Lineage: Eukaryota; Viridiplantae; Streptophyta; Magnoliopsida; Malvales; Malvaceae. The transcript is spliced from 2 exons.